Messenger RNA from Quercus robur (English oak), 789 nucleotides. RefSeq lists its product as uncharacterized. The transcript has a single exon. Lineage: Eukaryota; Viridiplantae; Streptophyta; Magnoliopsida; Fagales; Fagaceae. The coding region runs from base 1 to 789 and encodes 262 amino acids. The record is from RefSeq and is a predicted model, not a curated record.
AUGUCUCUCAAAGAUCCUCAUCUCUGUGAUGCUCUUAAAGUACAAGUCCAGAUUACAGGAGCCUUUCAGGUACAAGACACAUUUGCUGCCACACUUCACUACCAACUUGCUUAUAGACUUCAUAAUCAUGCUUUUGACAUGGCAGUUCCAGAAAUAGCUCAAUCUAAUGAUGCUUUAUUGAUUCAAGUUGAUCCUGGAAUGACACCUAUGUGUACUUUUGUUCCAAGACAACUUAACAAGGACCAGAUGAGUUCUCUCUUUCCAGAAUCAUGGAUUACGAAAUAUGAGAUGCUUCGUCAGGCGACUAAACCGAUCAAGUCAAAGGAUCCUCUCUUUAUCAGAAAAGCAAAUGGUGAAGUAGAGACAAGAUUCUUGACAGCUCCACUAGAGAAGAAGGAUGUAACGGUCUUCCCAACUCAAAUUGCUAUGCUCCAACCAGUGUCUUAUGUUUGUGAAGAUGGUCUUAAAAUUAAAGCAUUUCGAGAAGAUGGAAACCCUUGUUAUGAAGAAAAAACGCCUUCUAGUCAUAUAUGGUGGGAUAUUUGUGAUUGUGCUGAUUGUCAAGAGGAAGAAGUUUUUGAAGAAGAUUAUUCUAGAAGAAAGAAAAAAAAUCUUCUCAGCAGAUUCUCAAAGAAAGAUAUGAAGCCGGAGACCCAAAAGUUGACCUCCUUGGAGAAUUCUCUGGAAAGUUUGAUUAUUAUGUUCUCUAUCCUAGAACCAAUAAGCAAACCCUUCCUUCUCCAUCUCCAUGCAAAGAAAACCAUGAUCAAAACCAGAAACCUCCAUUAA